AUGUCCGCGGAUGACGACACCUUCGACAUUGACAUCUACGGAGAUGAUGUACCACAAGAAUUGAAGCCCGCCGCCAAUGGUGCCAACGGCGAAGAAUAUCCAGAGGAUCGGAUCGACUUUGAUGACGAUGAGCCACAGCACGAAACGCAGAAUGUUGAGGGUGGAGCGGACAAAGGGGACGACAGCACACCCAAUGUGCAACAAGGAACCAAACGUAAGGCUUCAUUCGACGAGGAAGAACGGCAGGACAAAUACCAGCCAGACCAGCAACAGUCCAACUCAACGGAAGAAGGCUCCCCGUCUGCCUCGUUGGUUGAUCCACACGCGACUUCUGCCAUCAAGCUCGCUGAGCUACACUGGUGGACCACAGAAGAACACGUCCGAGCCUUCGUUGCAAGCGCCGGCGUUGAGUCGUCAUUGAAGGAAAUCUCUUUUGGCGAGCACAAGAUCAACGGCAAGUCCAAAGGGGAGGCCUUUCUCGAAUUUACAACACCAGCGGCUGCCAGCGCCACCAAAAGAGCAAUAGAGCGUGCCGACGAGGUAGAUGACGGCAACGGCGGGACUAAGAGCGUCAGAGUCAACAAAUUCCAAGUUGGCUACGGCACGCCCGGAAACAAUCCAUACAAGGGACGAGAUUCUGGUGCCAUUGUGACUAAGAAAGAAUACAGUUCCGGCCCUGGAGGAGCUUACAACAGUUUUGGUGCGAAUCGCGGAGGUAGGGGCGGUUUCCAAAGAGGUGGUGGCUUCCAGAGAGGAGGUGGAUACAACCGUGGCGGCUAUCAGCAGGGCGGUGGUGGCAUGGCCCAGCAGAGCGGUCCUGCAGGUGGCUAUGGCGGCAUGAAUGGAGGAAUGAACGGCGGAAUGCCGAUGGCAAACAACCCUAUGAUGGCUAUGGGUGCAAUGGGCGGCUUCGGUAAUUUUGCAGGCAAUAUGCGCGGCGGCAUGGCAAUGGGACGAGGAGGCGCUGGCUUUGGAGGCGGAGGGUUCGCGGGUGGUAUGGGAGGGUUCAACAACAUGGCAAUGAAUGGUAUGAACGGGAUGAUGGGUAUGGGAGGAAGAGGAGGAUGGGGGCAAGGAGGCGGUGGCUAUCAACAAGGUGGUGGCAUGCAGCAGCAACAGCAGGGCGGCUAUGGCUCGGGAAGCUAUGGUGCCCAACAGGGAAACAAACGAAUGAAGUCCGAGCAGUAG
Messenger RNA from Ramularia collo-cygni, 1188 nucleotides. RefSeq lists its product as uncharacterized. Gene Ontology annotation, cellular component: mRNA cleavage and polyadenylation specificity factor complex. Gene Ontology annotation, biological process: mRNA alternative polyadenylation. Lineage: Eukaryota; Fungi; Ascomycota; Dothideomycetes; Mycosphaerellales; Mycosphaerellaceae. The transcript has a single exon. The coding region runs from base 1 to 1188 and encodes 395 amino acids. Gene Ontology annotation, molecular function: mRNA binding. The record is from RefSeq and is a predicted model, not a curated record.